UUUAGAGUGUAAAAAGUAUAUUAAUUAAUAAAAAAUCAAAACGGAAAUCUCUAGGCAGUGUUUGCAAUCUAACUGAAAUGCAUUUAAAAUGUAUUUCAACGCUUUAGUUCGCCGUGAAAAAUUCGUCGUACAGGCAAAAAAGAGCCGAUUUUUAGUAAAAGAAGAAGAAGCACCAGCAGCAGUGAACGAAUACAUGAACAAGGCACAGAGUGAAUGAAAAGUGUGUGAAGAAAGAACUUGCAAAAAUUACAGAAACAACAAUAAGUGAGGCGAAAAGUGUGUUUAGAAAAGAAAUUAAAAACACACGCACACACAUCUACUUACAUAUAAACACACACAUGCUUAUGCAAAUGGAAAUACAUGCGAAAAAAUUGAGAAUUAGUGCAAAAAGUCGUCAGCGAGCGGUUUAAUAAUAAACAGUUAUAUGUAUGUAUGUUGCGCGACAACAUAUGAGCGCUACAAAUACGAAAAAUCAAUGAAAUUGUAAUAAAAUUUCGUGUUUGCUUUCUCGCUCACUCAUUAUCUCCCUUUCUCUCUUUGCCGAUAUUGUAGCCCUCCCACUGUCUCUUGUUGAUUUUGUGAUAAAAUUGCAAUCAGCAGCAACAGUGAGUGACACAAGAACAAAAAACAUUUGGCAAUCUCAAAGCUACUGCUCCUAAAAUACACAACAAAAAAACCAACAGAUAAUUAAACAUAAAAAAUUGUUAAAUACAAUCAAAGUGGUUGUGCAAGAAGAAGCAGCAGCAGCAGCAAUCAGGCAAAAAUACCUGAAAAAAGGAAAAUAAACGGUAAAGCGAAGAAGUGGCGACAGAAGCAAGUCAAGGCAGCAGUAACAGCAAAGCGCGCUAAAAGUUUAUUGUAAAAAUCAAAGUAGAAGGCAUUCAGUGAUCAUUUUUGUUGCUUUUUUGCUUUCGAGCAAGAGUUAAACAACAUAUAAAAACAAUAAAAUAUCAAAAAUGGUGGAGGCAAUAGAGCGGCGGAGAACGGCUGCGUGAGCAGCGCCAGAUCUGAGCGCCAAUUAUAAAAGCAGCAACAGAAACAACUACAACUACAACAAUAAUAAUAACAACAGCGGCUACAGCAACAGCAAUAAUAGUAAGAAGAAGAGCAAACAGCAACAGCAACCAAAAAGCGAAACGAGCGCGCAACAGCCGCUGGUGAGAGAGAGAGAGAGAGAGAGAGAGGCGCAGAGUCGGCGCCGCUGCGAAAAAGUACAUAAUAAAAUAAAAUAAAAAUUUAAAUAAAGUGUAAGUGAAGUGGAAGUUAGAGCACAAAGCGAUUACUGAGCGCCAAGUAAAUCAACCACAUCACAACCUCAAGAAAGCGCAAAGUGAAUAACAACAAAAACAACAUCACAGUAACAACAAAUACAACAGACAACAAAAUGUACGGAAAAUCAAAGACAUCUGCAGUUCCCUCAGAUGCUCAAGCGCGGGAGAAGCUAGCACUGUAUGUGUACGAAUAUCUGCUGCACGUGGGCGCCCAAAAGGCGGCACAGACAUUCCUCUCCGAGAUACGAUGGGAGAAGAACAUUACGCUGGGCGAGCCGCCGGGAUUCCUGCACACCUGGUGGUGCGUUUUUUGGGAUUUGUACUGUGCUGCGCCCGAGCGUCGCGACCAGUGCGAUCACAGCUCUGAGGCAAAAGCCUUCCACGAUUACGGUUUCGUUAGCUCCGGCUAUGGCGUAAACGGUAUUGGACCUGGUGGCCCUCACAACGCCGGCGGACCUGCGCCCAGUCCACUUGGACAGAUGCCGCCUGGCGGCGAUGGUGGUCCAAUGGGGCCUGGCGGACCAAUGGGCCCCAAUUUUUUCCCAAAUUCGACAAUGCGGCCGUCGCCGCCAACGCACGCUUCGAGUCCGCAGCCGCCGCCUUCGCAAAUGAUGCCCGGUCAGCCGCCUUUCAUGGGCGGUCCGCGGUAUCCGGGUGGCCCAAGACCUGGCGUACGCAUGCAGGGUAUGGGCAAUGAGUUCAACGGACCUCCCGGACAGCCCAUGAUGCCGAAUAGUAUGGAUCCGACUCGACCGGGUCCAGGUGGUGGAAUGGGACCGAUGAAUCCGCGUAUGAAUCCACCGCGCGGUCCCGGCAUGGGUCCAAUGGGCUAUGGCGGACCGGGAGGCAUGCGAGGACCAGCGCCAGGCGGACCAGGCGGUAUGCCACCAAUGGGCAUGGGAGGAGCGGGCGGCAGGCCUCCUCAGUGGCAGCCAAACGCAUCGGCGCCUAUGAAUGCCUACUCGUCGUCAUCACCAGGCAAUUAUGGCCCUGGACCCGGCUCAAAUGGUCCGCCUGGACCCGGCACGCCUAUCAUGCCCUCGCCUCAGGACAACACGCAAGGUGGACCUGUUGGGGGACCCGGCGACAGUAUGUACUCUCUGAUGAAACCAGAAUUCCCAAUGGGAGGUGGCCCUGACGGUGGCGGCGGAGGCGGUCCCGGUGGAAUGGGGCCAAUGGGCGGUGGUCCUAACUCAAUGGGCCCUGUACUUAAUGGAGGCGGCGGAGGACCCGACGGCACCGGUCUCGAUGGCAUGAAAAACUCACCAGCCAACGGAGGACCGGGCACGCCGCGUGAGGACUCCGGCAGCGGCAUGGGCGAUUAUAAUCUUGGCGGCUUUGGUGGACCAGGUGAAAAUGAUCAAACUGAAUCUGCGGCCAUUCUCAAAAUUAAAGAAAGUAUGCACGAGGAGGCCAAACGGUUCGAGAAAGACACAGAUCAUCCGGAUUACUUCAUGCCAUAACAACACCAUCACAACCAGCAUCACCAGCAACAGCAGCACCAACAACAUCUCAACACGGUGGCAGCUGCGGUGGCGGCUGUAGUUGCAGCGGCCGCAUCGAACAGCUCGGGAGCCAGCAGCUCCACAGCUGCUUCAAUUGCGGCUGCUGCACUUGGCGCAGCGGCCUCUAGUUUGCUGAGUGGCGGCAGUGUGGGCAACCACAGCAACAACAACAACAACAACAAUAGUAGUAACAGUAGCAACCAAUCUGGCAAUCCAACUGUGCCCUCUGGCGCACAUUUUGCAAAAGAACUCAAUUUCUAAGAAAGAAAAACACGGUAGUGAAAAUCCUUGGUACAUAAGCAUAAACUAAUAUAAUUAUUAUAUAUAAUAGUCGAAAAAGUAAUGCAAACAAAAAAUCGAAAAGAAAAAAUUAACACAAGCCUUUGGCAAAUAUGUAAAAUUGUAAACCAAACAAACAGUAAGAGAAAAGUUAUUAUAACCAUAUAUAGUCCAAGUCAAAUUUGAACGCUAAUGGCGGUUACUACAAUUGCAAAAAGGUGGCAACGCCAAAGCGUAUGUGGGUGACAGUAUCAAAGCAAAGCAAAGCAAAUAUACUUAAGCUUCACUAUUGUUAACUGUAACGUCUAGCAAGUAUUUUGUUACAUUUAGUUGGAACAAGUCAAAACUUAGCCUCCACCAACACACACACACACCUAUAUAUUAACACACACACACACAGACAUAUAUACAACGUCUUACUUAUUUUAGCAAUUUUACAUAAUUAACAGCAAAUAAAAAUGAAUUAAUAUUAAUAACGAUAUGGGAAUAUUCUACAGCUACACCAUCUAUGUA
Drosophila busckii is the source of this 3568-nucleotide messenger RNA. It is a transcript of the gene Ssdp, whose product is annotated as single-stranded DNA-binding protein 2. The record is from RefSeq and is a predicted model, not a curated record. Gene Ontology annotation, cellular component: nucleus. Gene Ontology annotation, molecular function: protein binding; single-stranded DNA binding. Bases 1385 to 2734 code for a protein of 449 amino acids. Gene Ontology annotation, biological process: positive regulation of transcription by RNA polymerase II. The transcript is spliced from 2 exons. Lineage: Eukaryota; Metazoa; Arthropoda; Insecta; Diptera; Drosophilidae.